CUCCACACAGCCCGGCCGGACUCCAGCGCUGCGCGCUGCCGCCGGUGCCCGCAUCCCGCACCCCGCACCCUGAGCCCGCCAGCCGGCCAGCGGCGCCACCAACCGCAACAUGCCACAGAAAACACCAAAAAUUUACUCCGUGGAGCUCAGUGGAACCAAAGACAUGGAGAAAGACGACAAAGGAGAUGGCCAAGAGAGGUACAGGGACCUGAAGGACGACUGUGUGGAAUUCAAAAAGAGUCAUCAGAAAGAGAGUCAUCAGAAGAAGGACCUUACGAAAGAACUGGACCUGGAUGACCACAAACUCAGCAUCAAGGAAUUGGAAAAGAAACAUGUUACAAGCAUCAUUACGGGUCUCUCCAGCAGCAGAGCUGCUGAGCUUCUGGCUCGGGAUGGGCCCAACGCCCUCACCCCUCCUAAGCAGACACCAGAGAUCAUCAAGUUCCUCAAGCAGAUGGUGGGGGGGUUCUCCAUCCUCCUAUGGGCAGGAGCCGUCCUGUGCUGGAUUGCAUAUGGGAUUCAGUAUGCCAACGAUAAGUCCGCAACCCUAGACAACGUGUACUUGGGUGCAGUGCUUGCCCUGGUCGUCGUUUUAACGGGGAUGUUUGCUUAUUACCAAGAGGCAAAGAGCACCAACAUCAUGGCCAGCUUCAGGAAGAUGAUUCCCCAGCAAGCUCUUGUCAUCCGUGAUUCAGAGAAGAUAGUAAUCCCUUCAGAGAUGCUGGUGGUGGGGGACAUCGUGGAGAUUAAAGGAGGGGACCGGAUUCCCGCAGACAUCAGGGUGCUGUCUUCUCAGGGAUGUAAGGUGGACAACUCCUCUCUCACUGGGGAAUCUGAGCCCCAACCCCGCUCCCCUGAAUUUACUCACGAAAACCCUCUGGAAACAAAGAACAUUGCCUUUUAUUCUACAACCUGUCUGGAAGGCACGGCAACCGGCAUGGUCAUUAACACUGGCGACCGCACCAUCAUUGGACAGAUUGCCUCCUUGGCAGCAAGAGUUGGGAAUGAGAAGACGCCCAUUGCCAUUGAGAUCGAGCACUUUGUUCACAUUGUGGCAGGAGUGGCCGUCUCCGUCGGCUUCCUGUUCUUCAUCAUUGCAGUGUGCAUGAAGUAUUAUAUCCUGGAUGCCGUCAUCUUCCUCAUUGGCAUCAUUGUGGCCAAUGUGCCCGAGGGCCUUAUUGCCGCUGUCACUGUGACUCUGUCUUUGACAGCAAAACGGAUGGCCAAGAAAAACUGUCUGGUGAAGAAUCUGGAGGCUGUGGAGACCCUCGGCUCCACCUCCAUUAUCUGCUCAGACAAGACCGGAACCCUGACCCAGAACCGCAUGACUGUGGCGCACCUAUGGUUCGACAAUCAGAUCUUCAUGGCUGACACUAGUGAAGAUCAUUCGAACCAAGUCUUUGACCAAAGUUCUGGUACCUGGGCUUCCUUAUCCAAGAUAAUAACGUUGUGUAACCGAGCUGAGUUCAAGCCAGGCCAGGAAAGUGUCCCCAUCAUGAAGAGAGUCGUGGUUGGAGAUGCCUCAGAAACUGCUCUUUUGAAAUUCUCAGAGGUCAUUGUGGGUGAUGUGAUGGAAAUUAGGAAAAAAAACCGCAAAGUAGCUGAAAUCCCUUUUAACUCUGUCAACAAAUUUCAGCUCUCCAUACAUGAGACGGAUGACCCCAAUGACAAACGCUUCCUCUUGGUGAUGAAGGGGGCCCCCGAGCGGAUCUUAGAGAAAUGCAGCACCGUCAUGAUCCAUGGCAAGGAGCAGCCACUGGACAAGAGCACAGCAGAGGGCUUCCACACAGCCUACUUGGAGCUGGGCGGACUGGGCGAGCGGGUACUAGGUUUCUGUCAUCUCUACCUGCCAGCAGACAAGUUUCCAGAAAACUACUCAUUUGAUGUAGACAACAUCAACUUCCCCACAUCUGACCUCUGUUUCGUGGGGCUCUUGUCAAUGAUUGAUCCCCCUCGAUCCACUGUGCCAGAUGCAGUCACCAAAUGCCGGAGUGCGGGAAUCAAGGUUAUUAUGGUUACAGGUGAUCAUCCCAUCACAGCCAAAGCUAUUGCCAAGAGUGUCGGGAUCAUUUCAGCCAACAGUGAGACAGUGGAAGACAUUGCAAGACGCCUCAACAUUGCUGUGGAGCAAGUCAACAAAGAGGAUGCUAAAGCCGCAGUAGUGACGGGCCUGGAACUGAAGGACAUGAACCCAGAGCAACUGGACGAGCUUUUAACCAACUACUCAGAGAUUGUCUUUGCCCGGACCUCCCCCCAGCAGAAGCUGAUCAUCGUGGAGGGCUGUCAGAGGCAGGAUGCAGUUGUGGCUGUGACAGGGGAUGGAGUUAAUGACUCCCCAGCUCUGAAGAAGGCAGACAUUGGAAUUGCCAUGGGAAUAGCAGGUUCGGAUGCAGCCAAAAAUGCAGCUGACAUGGUCUUGCUGGAUGACAACUUUGCAUCGAUAGUCACAGGGGUGGAGGAAGGCCGCCUGAUCUUUGACAACCUAAAGAAGACAAUUGCUUACACCCUGACCAAGAACAUUGCCGAGCUUUGUCCUUUCCUGAUCUACAUCAUCGCUGGGGUCCCCUUGCCCAUUGGCGCCAUUACCAUCUUGUUCAUCGACUUGGGCACGGACAUAAUCCCUUCCAUUGCCUUGGCAUAUGAGAAAGCUGAAAGCGACAUCAUGAGCAGGAAGCCUCGCCACAAGAAGAGAGACAGACUGGUGAACCUGCCGCUUGCUGUGUACUCUUACGUGCACAUUGGCCUCAUGCAAUCCCUGGGAGCUUUCGUGGCGUAUUUCACCGUCUAUGCACAGCAGGGCUUCCUACCCGGCAGAGUUAUUAACCUGCGAGUAGAGUGGGAAAAGAGUUACGUGAAUGACUUGGAAGACAGCUAUGGGCAGGAGUGGACGAGUUCCCAGAGGACGUACCUUGAGUGGACAGGCUACACGUCCUUCUUUGUUGCCAUCAUGGUCCAGCAGAUAGCAGAUCUGAUCAUCAGGAAAACCCGGAAGAAUUCCAUCUUCCAGCAGGGUCUCUUCAGAAAUAAAUUCAUCUGGGUAGGGAUCGCCUCACAGAUCAUCAUUGCCCUGAUCCUCUCCUAUGGCCUUGGGAGUGUCACGGCCCUGAAUUUCACCAUGCUUAGGCCUCAGUAUUGGUUUGUGGCUGCCCCACAUGCCAUCUUGAUUUGGGUGUAUGACGAGAUGCGGAAACUCUUCAUCAGACUCUACCCUGGAAGCUGGUGGGACAAGACCAUGUAUUAUUAAGACCACUUCACUUCCCACAUCUUCCAGCAGCACGUUGAGGGUGUUCAUCUUCCGGCUGCUUGCUCAGAGGGCUCUGUGCAGCUCGGACAUCAUCAAAACCCGUACAACAGAAAACUCGGAAAAUUGUACUAAAGAUACACAUGUGUUUUAUACUUUAAAGCUGUUUCUGUAUGAGUUUCACCUCUAUCUCGUUUUAAAAUGUGCAAAUUUCAAGAUAAUGGUUUAGAAAAAAAAUGUGUUUAUAUGUAUAUAAAAGUCAUUGAUGUUAAAUAGUCUUGUGUAACCUGAGCGUCUGCUGGGGGUCUGCCUUAAACUCUAGAUAGGAUUGCUAAGACCUUCACUCCAUACCCUAUUAAAGUCCCAAAGACCUCCCUGAGAUUUCCAUGAAUCUACCUAGAAUAUAUUUUCAUGGUCACCUCGGUCAAAAAAGUUUGCAAGAGAUUGAAGUGAUGGCAGGCUUGUAUCAUAGCAGUACGAAUUCAGCUUUGACUCAGAGACAUCCACAUGAAGGACCUCACCACCUUGUCAUGACAGUCCUCCGGGCUGUGUCACUGUCUCCCUCCUCCUAUCACCUCCAUACCUCUUUCCUAUCCCCUCCACAUCACCCUUCAUCCCAUCCCUACCACCAGCUCCUCCAAAACUGGACCCCAAGUUCAUUUUGCAUAUCCUUAAUUCAAAAUGCUCAACUCAUCCAGAGAUGGUCAUUCGCGAUUCAACCUCAGUAGACAGCCCUUAUGGUUUAAAUAGUAAUAUUUAUUUCUUGUAUGACAGUUGCCAAGUGCUCUCCAGCAAUAACAUUAUGUCAACCAUGUUUGUUUCAUGUAUUAAACUAUGUUUAUACAUGUGACAGUGAUGUUAAUGUUGGCAGGCCCAAAGAGGCCUCAUUUUUAAAUAAAAAUAUUUCAUAA
Molecule: messenger RNA, 4152 nt
Organism: Tupaia belangeri chinensis (Chinese tree shrew)
Lineage: Eukaryota; Metazoa; Chordata; Mammalia; Scandentia; Tupaiidae
Gene: ATP12A
Product: ATPase H+/K+ transporting non-gastric alpha2 subunit
Exons: 23
Coding region: 110-3244 (1044 amino acids)
Biological process (GO): sodium ion export across plasma membrane; potassium ion import across plasma membrane; intracellular sodium ion homeostasis
Cellular component (GO): plasma membrane
Molecular function (GO): ATP binding; ATP hydrolysis activity; P-type sodium:potassium-exchanging transporter activity
Source: RefSeq, a predicted model, not a curated record